UCCCUCACGGCGUCCAGGAUGCUGCGUGCCGCCGCCCCGCCACAGGCGCUGCUGCUCAGCGCGCUGCUGUGCCACCUGGCCGCCGGCUAUGAAGAACUACCAACAGCAGUCAACAUAACUUGGUCUUCAAUCAAUUUUAAAACUAUACUACAGUGGCAACCAAAACCAUCAGGCUACUUCUAUACUGUAGAAAUACAUGGACAGACAUCUGACGUGAAGAGAAAAUGCAUACUGACAUCAGAAACGGAGUGUGAUGUUACUGAUGUGCUCAGGAAUGUAAAGGAGACCUAUACAGCACACAUACUGUCUGUAAAGCCUGCGGAGAUGGAUAACUUUGAAGAGCCACCUUUUGCAGUCUCUGAAAAAUUUACACCUUAUAGCCAGACUGUUAUUGGAAAACCAGAGAUAAAGGAUUAUUCACAAAAAGGUUCCAAACUGAACGUUGUGUUCAAAGAUCCACUUACACCAUACAUAUUUCCUAAUGGAAGCUUUCUGAGUAUUCAAGACAUUUUCCAGCAUGACCUGGAAUACAAACUCUCUUACUGGAAAGAUCAAAGUUCUGGAAAGAAAGAUGCAACAACAAAAAGCCAUAAUUUUGAAGUAAGCAUUGACAGUGGAAAGAACUAUUGCUUCUAUGUCCAGGGAAUCAUUCCCUCUCGCAGAGAAAAUCGUAGUGGCCAAGAAAGCAUGGUGCUCUGUACCAGUGUAGGAAAAAAUAUCUUAGAUGAAUAUGGAACAGAAGUCUUUAUCAUCUUAGCAGUGAUAGCAGUAGCAGUCAUCACUCUUGCCAUUGUCCUUCCAGUGGUUCUGUGUAAACGCAAGAAAGCGAAGAAAGCAAGAGCUGUGAGAGAAAAGGAGCUGCUUAAUGGUGUCUAAGGAAAAAGUAUUGCAGACACUAGUGGCAGAGCCAAAGCAGAAAAAACCCCAACAACAAAACUGGGUAAUUGAGUGGAGCCUUAGGCUCUCUGAAACAGGAAUUCUGAAGCCCAAACUUUUAUGUGGAUUAAAAAAUCCACUAGACAGUACAGACGAAAAAUCCAGAUAUCAGGAAACCCUGUGUCAUUAGUGGCCAGAGGCUGGAAGAGCAUUGUGGUGAUCUGUUACAAUCAUAGAAUUAUAGAAUGGCUGAGUUGGAAGUGACCCAUCAGGAUCAUCGACUC
Molecule: messenger RNA, 1160 nt
Organism: Onychostruthus taczanowskii (white-rumped snowfinch)
Lineage: Eukaryota; Metazoa; Chordata; Aves; Passeriformes; Passeridae
Gene: F3
Product: coagulation factor III, tissue factor
Exons: 6
Coding region: 19-876 (285 amino acids)
Biological process (GO): blood coagulation
Cellular component (GO): membrane
Molecular function (GO): protein binding
Source: RefSeq, a predicted model, not a curated record